AUGCUGUUUCAAAUCGUUUUAUUCAGUCUAUUACUGAUGUCUUACACGUCAAUAAUGACAUCAGCAGGUCUGCUGCAAUGUCGAUGCUGCCAAUAUAGUGGUGCGCUACAGUCCAACGCUUUAGGAACAUGCCGAUGUGUUCCUGAAAACGUCGGAUCACCGUUUCGGUACGAUGGCUCAACUGUUCGGCCCUAUGCCCAAGUAUGUCGCUUGAAAUAUCGUCCAUACUAUGACCCUUUCAAACCAAAUUUAUGUUGUCAAUUAUUCUUGGUUUAA
Molecule: messenger RNA, 276 nt
Organism: Adineta ricciae
Lineage: Eukaryota; Metazoa; Rotifera; Eurotatoria; Adinetida; Adinetidae
Source: the annotation of a GenBank genome assembly